AUGCCAAGGAACGAGACGACCAGGCCGAACCAGCCAGCUUACUACGGGUCUUCCCAAACGGCGCUGCUGGUCAUGGACUACCUGAAUAUGCUUGUCGACAUGAUGGCAAGUCCAGAAAGGCAGGCACUCAUUGACUCUGUCAACCUACUUCUCGCGACGGCGCGCAAGAACAAAGUGCCCAUCAUACACUGCCUCAUAGAUACCAGCAUCGACCCCCCGCCUACGAGCAAGAUAUACGAGCAGUGGUUCACAGUCAACAAGCCCGCAAUCGAGGCCAAUCCUGAACUGGUCGAGGAGUACGCCGACUUUGCUCCUCCGCCUGGAAAUAUCGCUGGCCCACUUGAGAGCGUAUCUCACAGACUUCCUGGACCCAGGUCCGCCUUCAUCAAUAAAAGCCUUUUACCAUUUUUACGAGAACAUCUAGGCGUCAAGUCUCUUAUUCUCGGUGGUAUUGGAACUAGUGGCGUCGUAUUGGGUACAGCCUUACAGGGAACUGAUGAAGACUUCAUCGUCACGGUGGUCGAGGAUGCGGUCUGGGAUCCCAACGCACAAGUGAAUCGAGACCUUCUCGACGUUGUUCUCCCCGUAUCGGCUUGGGUCGUGUCCACAGAAGAAGCAGUCGGCUACAUGAAGAGGGAUUGA
Molecule: messenger RNA, 642 nt
Organism: Daldinia childiae
Lineage: Eukaryota; Fungi; Ascomycota; Sordariomycetes; Xylariales; Hypoxylaceae
Product: putative isochorismatase hydrolase protein
Exons: 1
Coding region: 1-642 (213 amino acids)
Source: RefSeq, a predicted model, not a curated record